Messenger RNA from Bacidia gigantensis, 1161 nucleotides. RefSeq lists its product as uncharacterized. Lineage: Eukaryota; Fungi; Ascomycota; Lecanoromycetes; Lecanorales; Ramalinaceae. Gene Ontology annotation, cellular component: endoplasmic reticulum. The transcript has 4 exons. The record is from RefSeq and is a predicted model, not a curated record. Gene Ontology annotation, biological process: transmembrane transport. The coding region runs from base 1 to 1161 and encodes 386 amino acids.
AUGGCGCCUUUACGUAGCUUCACACACGCAAUCCUCGCUCUCCAGGCCUUGACAAGCUGUGUCACGUCUUCCGCAAUAUUGCAGAGGCGUGAUCAGUCUUCGGAUCCUGUUGAGGCUCGAAACAACAAGAUCGCCCCGAAGGUGUUCAUCCUCAACGCGUUUUCACCCGAAGCUGGCUCAUUCUACGCGGCCAAAGAAUUCAAUCUGCUUGCUCAGAAUAUCACCGUCCCCGGCAUCUCACCAAGAUUCCCCGAUGCACAUUGCACAGCGAAUGGAGAGAUCUGUCAGGUGACUACGGGUGAAGGAGAGAUUAACGCAGCAGGAACCUCCGCAGCCCUCGUAUAUAGCGGUCUUUUCGAUCUUAAGAAAACCUACUUCCUCAUUGCCGGCAUUGCCGGAAUCGACCCGAAUGUCGGGUCCACCGGCUCCGUGACCUUCGCGCGCUUCGAAAUCCAAGUCGCCCUGCAAUACGAAUUCGACAUCCGCGAGAUCGGCAACAAUUUCUCCACAGGUUACAUUCCCUAUGGCGCCAAGGAACCUCUCGAAUACCCAUCCUUCAUCUACGGCACCGAAGUAUUCGAAGUCAAUGAUGCACUAAGAUCAAAGGCCAUCACCUUCGCCAAAACCGGCGCCCUAAACGACACCGACACCGCCAAGAAGUUCCGCCAACAAUACAAAUCCCCCGGCAACAAGCCCCCCUCCGUCAUCCCCUGCGACGGCGCCACCUCCGACGUUUUCUACAACGGCAACAUCCUCGGCACCCAAUUCGGCAAAUACGCCUCCGUCAUCACGAACGGCAGCGCCCUCUACUGCGCCACUGCCCAAGAAGACACCGCCAUCAUGUCCUCCCUCCUUCGAGCCGCCAAGGCCGGCCUCGUCUGUUUCGACCGCAUCAUCGCUAUGCGCACGGCUGCCAACUUCGAUCGCCCGCCGCCGGGCGUGAGCACUUAUCAAAAUUUCUUUUAUGGGAAUAGUGGUGGGUUUGGGCCUAGUGUGGCCAAUUUGGCCAUUGCGGGUGUUCCGGUUGUGGAAGGCAUUGUUAAAGGAUGGGAGAAGACGUUCAAGGGCGGUGUUAAGGCGACGAAUUACGUUGGUGAUAUCUUCGGCAGUCUUGGGGGAACGCCGGAUUUUGGACCUUAUCCUUACUUUGGUGAGGGCUAG